Molecule: messenger RNA, 987 nt
Organism: Spathaspora passalidarum NRRL Y-27907
Lineage: Eukaryota; Fungi; Ascomycota; Pichiomycetes; Serinales; Debaryomycetaceae
Exons: 1
Coding region: 1-987 (328 amino acids)
Cellular component (GO): mitochondrion
Molecular function (GO): electron transfer activity; flavin adenine dinucleotide binding
Source: RefSeq, a predicted model, not a curated record
AUGUCAUUGUCACUCAUUGCUAGAAGAUACUUCUCCAGCAGUAAAUCUGCAUUAAAUACUCUUGUAUUUAUAGAAAGCAAUGCUUCAGGAGCUACUACCCCAGCUUCUUUGUCUGCAAUUACUGCUGCUACACAAUUAGGUAAGCCAGUUACUGCCUUGGUUGUGGGAAGUAAUGCCGAUUCAAUUGCCCCACAGGCCUCCAAAGCCGGUGUUUCAAAGGUUUUAGUUGCCAAAGAUGCCAAAUACGACCAUUAUUUGGCAGAAGAAGUUGCCCCAUUGGUGGAAAAUAUAAUUAAAGAAUCCGGAUACACCCAUUUCAUAACUCCUGCUUCAUCAGUAGGUAAAUCUGUGCUUCCUAGAGUAGCCGCAUCAUUAGAUGUUCAACCAAUUUCCGAUAUUGUCAAAAUCGUCAAUGAAAACACAUUUGUUCGUCCAAUCUAUGCUGGGAAUGCAUUAGCUACUGUCAAGUCUAAGGACAGUAUUAUUCUUGCUUCAGUUAGAGCUUCUGCGUUUGCUCCAGUUGCAACAUCCGGCUCUGCUGCUCCAAUUGAAGAAGUUUCCACCGUUGAUACCGACAACAGAACCGAAUUUGUUUCUGAAGAAUUAGUCAGCGACGGAUUCGACUUAUCGCUGUCGAAAAUAGUCGUUGCUGGUGGUCGUGGGUUAAAAAAUAAGGCAACCUUUGAUGAAUUAAUGAACCCAUUAGCAUCCAAAUUGAAAGCAGCAAUUGGUGCCCUGAGAGCCGCUGUUGAUUCUGGAUUCUGUGAUAACUCUUUGCAAAUUGGUCAAACUGGGAAAAUCAUCGCUCCUGAAUUAUACAUUGGUGUCGGUAUUUCUGGUGCCAUUCAACAUUUGGCUGGUAUGAAGGAUUCCAAAACCAUUGUUGCUAUUAACAAAGACCCAGAUGCCCCUAUUUUCAAUGUUGCUGAUAUUGGAUUGGUUGGUGAUCUUAAUGAAGUUAUUCCUGAAUUAACUAAGAAGUUGUAA